Molecule: messenger RNA, 1968 nt
Organism: Selaginella moellendorffii
Lineage: Eukaryota; Viridiplantae; Streptophyta; Lycopodiopsida; Selaginellales; Selaginellaceae
Product: sister chromatid cohesion 1 protein 3
Exons: 13
Coding region: 18-1865 (615 amino acids)
Biological process (GO): replication-born double-strand break repair via sister chromatid exchange; mitotic sister chromatid cohesion; synaptonemal complex assembly
Cellular component (GO): synaptonemal complex; cohesin complex
Molecular function (GO): chromatin binding; protein binding
Source: RefSeq, a predicted model, not a curated record
GCGAUCGAUCGGCGGCGAUGUUUUACUCGCAGUACAUUUUGGCAAAGAAAGGGCCGCUGGGGACGAUCUGGAUCGCAGCGCACCUCGAGAAGAAGCUCCGCAAGAACCAGGUGAACGACACCAACAUCAUCACCUCUGUAGAUUCUAUUCUCUUUCCCGAGGUUCCCAUCGCGCUGCGCUUGUCGGGUCACUUGCUGCUAGGUGUUGUGAGGAUUUACUCACGCAAAGUAAACUAUCUCUUCCACGAUUGCAACGAUGCGCUUGUCAAGCUCAAGAAUGCCUUCUCCUCCGCGACUUCGGCGUCCGUGGAUCUUCCGGCCGACGCCGCCAGUGCUCCCUUUCACUCCAUCACUCUACCGGAAGCGUUUGAGUUCGACGACAUAGAUGUGUUGUACAUUCCUGAUGGAGUCGAUCACCAUGUUACAACUCGAGACCAAAUUACUCUGGAAGAAAAUGUCGUGGACGAUUCGUAUCCGGGUUCUCAGUUCGAGCAGGACGAAAGGUUUAUGGAAACUCCUCACGCUAUGGACAUUGGUAACGAGAAAUUUCCGUUGAACGAGGCUGAAACACCCGAGCUCCAAGAAGAUGUGCUUCCUCCAAUGGAUAUGGAUGUUGGACCUUCUUCGCCGCUGGAUGCAGACACUGUCCCUGACAUUGAGAAGCUUCGAUCCGCUUCGCUGGCUGGGGAAGAAAACUUUCAUGCUUUUGAGAAGCAAAGUGUCGAGCCAGUGGCAGCCGAACCACGAGAGGACGCCGUUGUCGAAGAAGCACGGCUGGUUGAAGACGAGCAGCCUUUACCGAGCACACCCGUUUCAAGGUCAGACGCGAACUCUCCUGGUGCUCAGCGGUUUCCAGAUGGCGACGAUACUCCUGCUUUCGGAGUUGUGGAGACCCCUGUUCCAUCUCGCAAGAAUAACACUCCUAGAAAGCGAAAGCAAGCAUAUGAUAUGCAGGUAACACUCUCGGAAAGUUACAUGAAAGAUAUGCUCAACGAUUCGUCUGACCUGCGCCGGGUCCGGAGAAAGGUUUCUCCCAAGGAGAUUUGGAUUUUUCAAAAAGAACGUCUAGGCAAGCGUACGCUGAGCACACCUUCUGUGGAUGGUCUAUGCUCUCGGCUGGAAGAACUUUAUGACCGAGUUUUCAAUCCAAAGCGAUUGAAAGCCUCCGCUCCCAACGUGACCUUCGCAGUAGAUGGCGCAGAUGUCGAAACUACUCCCGUUCAGGAUCGUACCAAAGUGCAGUCACCUCCAAAGUCACCCCUCGCCACGCCACAAUCACCAGGCGGGGUUUCUCCUGCACCAGUCAGAUCCCCAGAGCAAUCUCCUCUUGAAGUACGGAACCCAUCACCCCAGCAACUAUAUGCAAUACCUGAAAUGCCGGAAGUAGAAGCUCCCACUGCUAUAAUUCCAGACAGUGGCGGUGGUGAAACAGGUGCAUUUGAAGAUAGAGUAAGCGAGCAAAUUCAAAAAUAUCACGAGGAUAAUAGCAAACAAGCGGAAGAAUUCCACGACACUGUGCAGACCGAUCAUGACAAGAACACUGUGCCUCGGGAGUUUCCACCACCAAUCGACUCUUCUUAUUUAUUGGCUAGCAAUGGCCCUGAUCUGGUAGGCUCACAAUCUGAAGGAUGGUCCGAACGAACAAGGGCGAUUGCGCAGUUUCUUCGAGCUACGUUUGAUACGGCUGUAAAGAGGCCUGUGACUCUGAACAAGCUCUUAACUGGCAAAACUAGGAAGGAAGCAGCUCGGAUGUUUUUCGAGACUUUGGUUCUUCGAACAAAUGAUUACAUCACAGUGGAACAAAAGAGCGCAUACGAGGACAUAAGUAUCCAUUAUCGUCCCAAGCUGAUGAAGGCCGUGUUUUGACAAGAUGAUGGUCCGUGUAAAUAGGUUAUCUACAGAUUUUUCCUCUGUCACAGAUGUAAGUUACUUCAAUGGCUUCAAUCGCAAAUCCGGGAGUGUUCUUCCC